GUCAAAAUAAUGUCAUGUGUUAUAAACUAUAAUAAUUAUAUUUAAACUACGUAAAAUUUGAUAAUAACCCAUGUUCUAUUAUUUAAUUAAAGUAUAAAGAAAUCAUUAAGGAUUCAAUAAUCAUGAAUAUUAUUAUAAAGCAGUUACAAGGAGGGGAAUGUAAUUUACAGGUGAAGCCAACAACAAAGAUAUUAGACAUUAAACACCACAUUGCUAUGAAGCUGAAAAUACCUAUAGCAGAACAGAAACUUCUACUUUUAGGUCGAACUCUUGCAGAUGAUCAAAUCAUUGAAUCAUAUCCAUCAAUCAAAAAUGGCACUAAAUUAAAUCUAAUCGUAAAGAAGACUCAAGGACUUCUAGAAGUAUCUACAAAAUAUUUUAAAAAACAUGGCAUGACGGAAACAGAAGCCAGAAAUGCAGCAAAUCGUUUGUUAAAAGUUGUUGAGGAAAAAUUCAAUAAAUUAUCUUGGGAUGAUAUUGAGAGGUUAAGUCUUGAUUGUAUGCUAGAAGAAUGUGGACAUCCUCGCCCUGCCAUUGAACAGGAUCAAGAUACUGAAUGUGAAGAUGCAUUUGGAUUGUGACCAAACACUAAUCAAUUGUUGGAAUUGCUUAAUCGGCUACUAUAUAACUACAGAAUAUAGUGAUCCAAUAACUGUACAAUAUUUUGUGUUGUUCAUUUGUUUUUAAUAUCUAGCACAAAAUGUUUAAAUUUGUAUUUAAAUGAUUUGCUGGAUAGGAAGUUUUUAUAAUUGCAUUACAUAUAUAAUUCAUUCAACCAAAGGAAAAUAUUUUUGGCUUUUCAGAUAAUAGUUGAAAUAAUUUAAACUUAUUAAUUAAUAAAUGAAUUCUUUAUUUAAAAAAACCGUUAAUCUUAUUUACCACUCUAGCAUUUGUCUGACAAAUUCAAAUUCUUAUUAAAAGAUUCAUUAAGUAUAUAGUGUAUUUAUAAAAAUAUAGCAAAAGUUAGUAAUGUUUAUAAGAUAUUCAUGGAAUACAAGAUAGUAUCUUAAGUAUGAUUAAAUAUUUAAGCUUAUUUUAAGAAAUGCUGAAGCCAUGGUAAUGGAACAACAGUGAAAUAUUUUGUGUGCAAUGGAAAAUAAAUAUUAAAAAACA
Messenger RNA from Vanessa atalanta (red admiral), 1113 nucleotides. RefSeq names its product ubiquitin-like protein 4A. Gene Ontology annotation, biological process: post-translational protein targeting to endoplasmic reticulum membrane. NCBI's taxonomy places the organism in Eukaryota, Metazoa, Arthropoda, Insecta, Lepidoptera, Nymphalidae. The coding region runs from base 123 to 581 and encodes 152 amino acids. The record is from RefSeq and is a predicted model, not a curated record. The transcript has 2 exons. Gene Ontology annotation, molecular function: protein binding.